UCCCUGCAGAGACCCAGUUCUUCCUCCAUUCUCCAGGCUGUGUGUGCCUCAGCUCAUAGGGGGCAAAAUCAAAAUUCAGCCAAGAUGUCGGAGAAAAAGAUGUCCUCGAGUCGCAAGCAUCAUCUAAAGAGCUUGAUGCUUGGCAUCGCUAAAGGUAUACUGGAACAGGAAGUAAAGGACAGAGAGGUUGAGAGGCAGAAAUACAUGUCAGAAGCCUGCAAACCUCUGUCUCUACCUGGAGGCGUGCAGGCAUUACAGGAACUGUGCAGGGAGCUUCACCACAAAAUUGAUGUCACUGACGAGGAGAGAUAUGAUAUGGAAAUGAAGGUCAAUAAGUGUGCAAAGGAGAUUGAAGACCUAAAUAUCAAAGUUAUUGACCUGAAGGGCAAGUUCAAGAAACCAGUGUUGAGAAAAGUGCGCAUGUCUGCCGAUCAAAUGCUUCAGGCUCUGCUGGGCUCCAAGCACAAGGUGUCUCUGGAUCUGAGAGCCAAUCUGAAACAAGUCAAGAAGGAGGUCAAGGAGGAGGAUAAGGAACUGCGUGAUGUUGGGGACUGGCGUAAGAAUAUUGAAGACAAGUCUGGCAUGGAUGGCAGGAAGAAGAUGUUUGAAACUGAGGCUUAAAUUUUGUUUUAGUUUUUUGAAGUUCAGUAUGCUGCUCAAAUUGAAUUGGCCUUGUCUUUAAUGUGCAAGAAACUGUACCAUAAACACAUUCAUUUACAUUUGCUAUUAUGGGAAAGCAAAUGUGAUCACUUAGUUUUCUGUUCAAUAUUGGAAGAAUACUGGAAAUGUGCAUUCUCAGCCCAUGUAUCAAUGUCUUACACAACCAUUAAAAUGUUUAAGCAGGAA
Messenger RNA from Ctenopharyngodon idella (grass carp), 846 nucleotides. RefSeq names its product troponin I, fast skeletal muscle-like. NCBI's taxonomy places the organism in Eukaryota, Metazoa, Chordata, Actinopteri, Cypriniformes, Xenocyprididae. Bases 85 to 621 code for a protein of 178 amino acids. Gene Ontology annotation, cellular component: troponin complex. The transcript has 7 exons. Gene Ontology annotation, biological process: muscle contraction. The record is from RefSeq and is a predicted model, not a curated record.